Messenger RNA from Aspergillus udagawae, 1305 nucleotides. It is a transcript of the gene tpcD, whose product is annotated as trypacidin cluster transcriptional coactivator tpcD. The transcript has 2 exons. The record is from RefSeq and is a predicted model, not a curated record. Bases 1 to 1305 code for a protein of 434 amino acids. Lineage: Eukaryota; Fungi; Ascomycota; Eurotiomycetes; Eurotiales; Aspergillaceae. Gene Ontology annotation, molecular function: methyltransferase activity.
AUGGAUAGUAUUACUCGGCUGGAAUCCUUGGCCAACGAAGUCGCCGCUGCCGCCAAAAGGUUAGCCGAUUACUGUCGCAACGCCGGCGUGGAUGGAUGGAGUCCACAAGUGGUCGUCCCGUCUGAGGCCCCUCGGGCCAUCCGUGAGAUACGACAGUUGCUGGUGAGCAACCUUGAUCACUUGCAGACGCUUCUCGCAGAGCCCGCAGACCUGGUGCAGCGACUAGCCGUGCAAACCCAACUUCUCGCGUGUCUUCAAUGGCUAGGGGAGUUUCAGGUGCUGGCUUGCCUCCCUCUCACUGGUAGCGUCACCAUCUCUGACCUUGCCCGCCUUUCCGGCGUUCCGGAGACGCAGCUAGGCCGGAUCAUACGCUUCACAGCCACGGUAGGAUUCCUCCAGGAGACUCAGCCGGGCCAAGUUGGUCACAGCCCGCUGUCCAGCCUGUUCGUCAGUCGACCGUCCCUGCGCGUCGCGAUCAUGUUUCUGGCCGAUUCGGCCGCACCCGCGGCGCUGAAGAUGGCGGCGGCGACCAGUCGAUUCGGUGAUACGGUGGCCAGCGACACCGACACUGCGUACAACCUCACCUUCGAUCAGCGACAACCCUUUUUCUUUUCAUGUGAGCAGCGGCCGAAGUUGCAACGUCGCUGGUCGGCGUACCUGCAACACACGGGGGGUGAUGCCAGCGACCUCGCCCGACAGGUGCUCGCCCGGGUGGACUGGUUUAAUCUGGACAAUGUUUGCGUCGUCGAGGUGGUUGGACCACAAUCCCCGAGCGCCGCAACGAUGCUUGCCCAGCUUCACCCGGCGCUUCACUUCAUUGUCCAGGAAGUGAGAAUCCCCAACUGGGGGCAUAAUGUUGCGCCGCGACAGGACGCCCGCAGUGUGCAGAUACGAGAGCUUGGCAGUCCGCAACGCGUCCGUGACGCCGCCAUUUACAUCCUAAACUUGAGCCCUUUACCCCAGUCUAUCCUCUCCACAUCGGUCCUGGCAGAGGUGCGAGCGCAUUUGAGUGUUCUAGCGGCGAACAGUCGUGCGACACUGAUUCUCACUGUGGGGCUCCUGCUGCCCAAACCGGGAGCUGUGGAUGCAAAUGUGGAGGCCAGCGUGCGGCUACAUGAUCUCUCACUGCUGCAAUUGGCUAACGAUCGGCUGAUGGAGGAAGACGAACUGGUCGAGUUCAUCCACGGCGUGGGAGACAGUGCAGGGCGACUGAUUGUAGUGAAUCGGCUCCACCUGCCUCACACAACCACUGUAGCUUUGGGGGUGAAGUAUCAAGCAGCCGGUCAUGGUGAUAUUUCUGUUUAG